AUGGCACUAUGGUGCAGCCUGCCUGAGUCUGCAUUCCAGGAGGGCUGGGCGACGAGUCUUCUUUCAGCAUACUACCCACUCCUCAUGACCGGGUCUUCGCUAAUCGUCUGCUUUUGGGCAGAGGUGUUCCAUCUCCGCGACAUCCGCUGGGAGCGGCCCAGAUUCCUCUCAAAGUCGUUUCUGGCGUUCGCGACCUUCAACUUAAUCAGCUACUCGCUUCUUGCCGCUGAAGUCGUCACCACCAACGUCGCUGACACCUCUGCUGAGAAGAAGACCUUCUACCAGCACGUGUUCAACGGCUGCUACGCCGUGCUGCUCUUCAUCGUGGUCAUUUUCUUUCUCAUCUAUGGAGUCGAAGUCUACUUCAAGCUGCGCGGAGAAUUUUUGAAGGAGACCAAAGUGUGCACGAUCAUAUCACCGCGUCCCGGCACAUCUUCGGCUGCAGAUGGCGACGACAUUCAGGAUACUUUGGUCACUAAGCAGGGCAUACAAACGGACUUGGCGAACGACCAGGGCACAGUGGAUCCGCGCAGUGUGAACCAGUCCCAAUUGCACCAGUCGCGCUUCGGACUGAUCAGCCAGGCCUUGAUGCUCAUUCUCAUCGCUGGUUUCCUCGCCAGUGAAACACUUAGCGAGUUCUGGAAGACCAAGGUCCCAGUAGUCUCACGCAACUGGCACGACCUGGUCUUCCGUUUGGCGGAGAUCGGUGUCGCGAUAUGGUUCCCCUGCGUGCUCUGGAAUUCCAUGGCGCCGGAGCGGCUGUGGCUGCUGAACCCUCGCAGGCUUCUCGCGAGGCAGCUAGACGACUCCAAAUUAGCGGACUUGCUUGCACAUCAUCCAGAUCCCAGGAAUGUAGAAACCGUCUCACUAGUCGGCAGUGUCGGGUCAGGGCGCGACUGCUGGAUCUGCUACGACAGCUCGCGGCCGGAGCCCUUAAUCCGCCCCUGCCGCUGCACUGGCGACGUGUCCGCUGUGCACCACGAUUGCCUGCGACGCUGGCUUGUCGAGAGCGCGGCUACUCCUGACGGUCUUAAAUGCAAGGUGUGCAACACCCCUUACAUUGUCCAGGAAACUAACAGACUGGACUGGGAGCGCGGCUUCACGUGCGUGCACUGGGUGCGCACCGCGUGCGCCGUGGCCGUGAUGGUGGGCGCAGGCGCAUGCGCGUGGGUGUGCGUGCAGCUCUUCACCUCGCCCGUGGUGCGCGUGCUCGCCGCCGGCGCCGCGCUGCUCGUCUGCUACGUCGCAGUCAGAUUCUUAGGCAUGAACACAGUGUCAGCGUACCAGCGUGCCAAAGUCUCAUCCCUCCGUAUCCUCACGGAGCCUCUCCCAGAGAACCAGCAGGACCCUGAGGGUCAGCUGUCCACUAUCAGCAAGACUGUCACCGUCGAAAUAGCAUCCAAAGCUGUUCUCGAACGGGCGUUAAAAGGAGAACCGAAAUAAAAAACGCCGCAACAGGUUUGCGAUAAUGUUAAAACGAUUGUCGAAGUUAAAAGCGUUUUAAAGUUGUGUAAAAGAAUUUCGAGUAACGUGAUUAUUAACUGGAUAACGUUACAAAGUUUUGUCAGUUGUGCAUGGACAGAAAGUCAUAGAAGGGAUUGGUUGCAAUAACAAGUUAAAAAUAACUUUAAGAAAAGACUGUACCUGACAUAGAAUUCGUGAUUGAGGUCAACAUGAGACGCUAAAUUUGAAUGUGCUAGUAAAGUCUUCAAUAACGGGUUCAAAAAUAACGUUAUGGGAAUUAACGUUAAAAAAAUGUAAAUAACGUAUUAUGGACAAAGUUCAGUGUAUAAAGUGAAAUUAUUAUAUUUAAUAAUUGUUUCAAUUUUGUCAGUACAAAGAAGACGGUGAUGCUUCAGUGAU
Molecule: messenger RNA, 1863 nt
Organism: Hyposmocoma kahamanoa
Lineage: Eukaryota; Metazoa; Arthropoda; Insecta; Lepidoptera; Cosmopterigidae
Exons: 11
Coding region: 1-1443 (480 amino acids)
Molecular function (GO): zinc ion binding
Source: RefSeq, a predicted model, not a curated record